AUGGUAGUAUGUUGGAUUCUAGGGCUAGGGGCCCUUAUCGCCUGGAACAGCAUAUUGACAAUAGGAGAUUACUACUAUAAAUUGUUCCCAAGGUACCACCCUGCAAGGGUACUACCCCUACUUUAUCUACCAUUUUCAAUCGCAACAAUGGGAAUACUUUCACAUAAUGUGUCCAAGAUUAAGACAAGGUGGCGCAAUUUGACUGGGUUCAGCCUUUUCUUCAUAGCUACUUUGGGCCUUUUAGUUUUGGAUUUAGCAACAUCAGGGAAGGGAGGAAUUGGAAAUUAUAUUGGUAUAUGCAUCAUUGUAGCUGCAUUUGGUGUUGCAGAUGGCCAUGUUCAAGGAGGACUGGUCGGAGACCUAUCCUUCAUGUGCCCUGAGUUCAUCCAAUCAUUCCUAGCUGGUUAUGCUGCAUCAGGAGUUCUGGCAUCUGCAUUGAGGCUAAUCUCAAAAGCAGUCUUUGAAAGAUCUGCUGAUGGUCUUCGCAAGGGAGCCAUGUUAUUUCUAGCAAUUUCCACAUUCUUUGAGUUUCUAUGCAUAUUUUUAUAUGCAUUCGUCUUCCCAAAACUACCCAUUGUGAAGCACUACCGCUUAAGGGCAGCCUCAGAAGGAUCAACAAAUGUUACAGCAGAUCUUGCUGCUGCUGGCAUCCAAACAGAAGCAACAACCCAUGGAGGUGAAGAUGAUAAACAACAACAGAGAUUAAGUAACAAGCAAUUGUUCAUUGAGAACAUAGAUUAUGCAGUGGAUUUGUAUUUAACAUGUGUCCUCACUUUAUCAAUCUUUCCUGGUUUCUUAUACGAAAACACUGGAUCGCACCACCAGUUAGGCUCAUGGUAUGCACUUGUGCUAGUAGCAAUGUACAAUGUGUGGAAUCUGAUAUCAAGAUACAUUCCCCUCGUGAAAUGCCUCGAGAUAAAAUCUCGAAAUGGGCUUAUGAUUGCAACAUUGUCUCGUUUCUUUCUUAUCCCUGCAUUCUACUUCACUGCAAAUUAUGGUAGUCAAGGAUGGAUGAUAAUGCUUACAUCUUUCUUGGGUUUAACAAAUGGUUAUCUCAAUGUUUGUGUCCUCACACAAGCUCCAAAAGGCUACAAGAGCCCUGAGCAAAAUACAUUGGGUAAUUUGCUAGUGUUGUGUAUUCAAGGCGGCAUACUUUCAGGAGUUGCUCUUGAUUGGUUGUGGCUUAUUGGUAGUAAACAUCAAUUUUAACAGCUCAAGGUGGCAAAUUACUUCUUGAUCUUGAUGAAGAAAGAUGAUGAUCACUACUCAAGUAUAUUUCAAUUUGAAAGAGCAUGAACCAAAGAACAGUGUGAUCAUCAUCAUUUUAUUUGUGCUUCAGAAUUUUAUCACAGUUUGACGUUUGUUCUCAGUUCUUUGUAAUAAUACAUUGAAAUGUCAGUUUAUGAUAAGGUCAUGGUGAGAAAAUAAAGAUCAAGAAU
Camellia sinensis is the source of this 1439-nucleotide messenger RNA. Its product is annotated as equilibrative nucleotide transporter 3. NCBI's taxonomy places the organism in Eukaryota, Viridiplantae, Streptophyta, Magnoliopsida, Ericales, Theaceae. The record is from RefSeq and is a predicted model, not a curated record. Gene Ontology annotation, biological process: nucleoside transmembrane transport. Gene Ontology annotation, molecular function: nucleoside transmembrane transporter activity. Gene Ontology annotation, cellular component: plasma membrane.